GAAAACAUCUGAAAAUACACGUAUUUACCUUAAAUUUUACGACAUCUGUAGGCUGAACUGUGCCUGACUGACAAAUAUUGCCAUCAGAGUAAAAUUUUUUUUUCUCAUAUAAGCUUGCAAAAAAGGCAUGAUGCGUUUUAUACUUUUACGAAAUAUCUUACGAACAAGCCUGUUUUAUAGCGUAUUCUUAAUUUUGACAGAGAAGGGAUUAUGUAAGUAUAUAUAUCCAUCAAAUCAACCGUCGUUUAAUAUUUUGCAUCUAUAGUAUAAAUCAUACGGAGCUUAAUGGCAUAGAUAGCUGAGUUGAAUAAAAUAUCGUAGUUAUUUUUAGAUUUUAUUGUAUUAUUUGGUGCAUAGGUGAGGAACUUUCAGAACAAGGUGACAACAAUUCUCCUGGGAACACCGUAAACAACGCUCAGGAGGAGGUAUGGAGAUUAAUGUUCUGGGAUGCAUGAAAUCCUUUGAGUUUCUGUGUGGGCCAGGAUUCGUUAAUUUUACUAUAAGUACACGGAUGCAGACCUGUGAUUAUUUCUAAUCUAGAGAUUUUUGCUUUUACACGAGUUUCUUGUUAAAUCUAUUUGAUUUCACCCACCUUCACUGUCAUAAAUACCUGCCCUUUCCCCUCUCGUCCAACCCUUGUUGCUAACUAAGUGAGCCUGAUUUGUUUGCAGCUGGUGGCUGGUGUAGGGAAAAAUAGGGCUCUUUCAAGACAAGGGAUUAUUAUUAUUAUUCAUAAAUCUAGGUUUUUUCUCUCUACUCACUCCCUUCGUACUUUAUACAAUUCUAUGAUCCUUCCAUAUUUGUAUUAUUGCAAUUUAGCUUGGGCUGGUACCUAUAAGUCAAACCUUCAAAGAAUUGUAACCUUACAGAAACGUGCGUUAAGAAUAGUAAGCAAUUCUACAUACAUUGCCCAUACUGGCCCUAUUUUAAAGGAACUUAAACUCUUAAAAUUUCAUGAUAUCCAUUCGUUUCAAUUAGGUACUUUUAUGUUUUCAUUCAAGAACUCUACACUCCCUUCCAAAUUCAAUAACUUUUUUUUACUGAAUAGUCAAAUCCACAAUUAUAAUACUAGGAAUGCUCAGUCCUUCCGUUUGCCACUGUGCAGAACGAACACCAGGAAGUUUUCAAUUUACUUUCAAGGUCCAAACUUUUAUAAUUCGUUAAAUUCUGACAUAACUAGUUCUCCCUCCUCUUCUUUUUAAAAGAAAGCUUAAGGAAUUUCUUCUCUCUAAGUAUUAGCUUCUGUAAGGCAGUAAUUCUUAACUAACUUAGUUAAUAUGUGUGUGCGUGUGUGUGUGUGUGUGUACGUGUGCGGGUCAAAGUUAAUUACCAUAAGUCCAUAUUGUAAUUCUAAUAUAAGAUUAGUUAUUUUAAGUGAGAAAGCCUGACUUGUUAUAAGCCUCGUGGUUUCUUUCAGGUUUUCUCGCCAUUUAUUUUCUGUCAUCAAUUUUCUUCAUUUUUUUUUUUCCAUGUGUAAAUGUCGUAUAUGGCAAAUAAAUAUUGUAUAAUAUUGUAUAAGGGAGAAAUACCAGUUUUUCCUUUCAGGGUUUGGUUUCUAGCUGAAUAGACAUCCCUCUCAUGGAAUUUUUUUUUAAUCCUUCCUAGCCCAAGAUCUGAAAAUCAAUUCACUAUGCUGUCUUUUAUACUCUUUUUUCAGUUUUAGCUCAGAUAAUUAUUGAAAAUUUUAGAUUUGAGAAUUAAGAACUUGAUAUUACACUAUUUGUUAUCCCUCAGCUGAUAUUUUUAUUUCUUCUCACAACUUUUUUGCUUGAAAUUUUUGAAACAAUGCAAGGAUAAUUUCCUUUUUGGUCACGUUAGGGAGUUAUGAUUGUCUUGUUCAGAGAAGCAUUUAAGUAGCUAAUGCUGAUGGGUUCUAUCUUUUUUUUUAGGAGUCUGUUGUUAAAGAUUCUGCACAAGGUGACAAACAAAGAAUUGAUGAAAAACCAAGUGAACAAACUGAUAAUUUAGACUCAUGGACUGAAGAAGUUCAAAAAGAGGUCCACAAUAUUGAGACUCUAUCCCAAAAACAUGAAGCAAGUCAAAGUUCUGAGCAGACAAACACAGACUUAGAUAACCAAAAAGCUUAUAGUGACAGUAAGGAAGAAGUAUCUGGACAAGAAAAUGAACCUUCUAGUGAGGAAUAUAGAGCAGAUGGAACUGCUAAAUCAAAUGGAAAGGCUCAUUUAACAAAGUCUAGUGAGGAAAAUGAUAAACAAGGAGAAAAAUUGAGGGAAGACCAUGUGGAUAGUCUUCCUGAAAACAUUGAUGAUAAAUAUGAUUCUGGCACAGGGGCAGCUGCUCACUUGGAAAGAGUAGAUGGUAAGGAAAAUAAGAAAGAAACAUCGCAGCAAAUUAAGAGAAAGAAAUCCCAGACAAGAAAAGGGCGAGCAAAAAAGAAAUUGAUUGAACGUGAGAGAAUAGAGGAUUGGUCUGACAAUGAUGAUUAUUACGAUGAUGUUGAUGAGCUGUAUGAUGACAACAUGGAUGAUGAUAUGGAGGAUGAUGAAACUAUGGAUGAUGAUGUUUUGAGUGAGAAAGGUUUAAAUGAUGAAGAAACUGAUAGUAUUGAUUCAUGGAAAAUGACAGAGAAGCCUUUGGAUGAAUCAGAAGAUUUUGAUGAUGAGGAUGAUGAUGAUGAACUUAAAGAACAAGAAGAUUUGCAGGAAGAGAUCAAACAGCUGAAAGGUAGAUAUGAAAACUCUGCUAUAUUUUCUGGUAUGUUUAAGUUAAUGUAAUUGUUUGCUUAGGACUUCUCUUGGGUUGUAUUUUUGUCCUAAGUUUGUCACAUGCUAAGCUUUAUUUUAUAGUACAAUCUAAGCUGUUUUAAGCAACACCAUAUUAAAUGGUCACCCUGUAUUAGGUAGUCAGUUUUUUAAGUCUCUGAUUUGUUUUCCUUUAUUACUGUAAUGUCAACCUUUGUUAAGUGGCUACCUCCAUCAAGAGUUUGUGGUUACCUUUAACUAAGUCCUAAUGGCCCAUUUGUAUUGUCCUCCAGCUCUAUUGAACUGUAACGUAACCCAGUAACUCCUAGAAAUGGUUAACUUCAGCCUAUAAUCUCCAUACAUUGUCCAGCAAACAGGUAACAAGAAUACCCAAACUUAUCAAGUUGACAGAAGUUGUUGUCUUGAUCCAACACCAAAUUGUCGUAACCAAUUAACAAGGAAAUGUGUAACAGCAAGAGGGGAGAAUUAACAAUCAGAUCUUGGAAAGUUAAAGGGUUAAGCAGAACCACUCAAAUAAAACUAAGAAAUAUCUCUCAAAUCAAAUUAUUUCCAUGUUUUCUCUCAUGAAAUCCAUGUUAGUACUUUGAGUUCAAAUGUCUUCUACACAUGGCAGAUUAUCUUUCUUCUUAGGAUUGUAAGGACAAAAAUGAGUUUUUGAUUGCAUUUCACUGCCACUACAGUAAAAUGUGGAUCCUUAAUGUUGUGGUGAAACUGUAUUAACCCUUUCCACCCUAACAUCAAAAUGCAUUUUCUCCUUCCUGUUUUCUAUACAAUUUUUAAGGUGCCAAUGAGGAAAAUUUGUUUAUCACAGGGCAUGAAAUUAACUUUUUUUUCUGAUAGCCACUUGGCUCCUAAAUUCUUCAAAGUGGUAGCCAAUUCAAAAAAGUUGGUUGCCAUUUUCAAAGACAAACAAAAUCUUUCUUUAUGCUGUCAGAGUUCAAGAUAGACCCUCCAAAAUUAAGUUAGGGAAAAGAUCUUUAACUUGCUACAAAGUGGACACUAGGAUGGAUGAUAUACAACCUUCAGGCUCAUCUUAAUCCAAGAUGGCGUCUAGUUAUCGAUCGAGAUGCAUGUGCUACGUUUUGGAAACAAACUUAACGAGGAAGUUUGCCGCGGAUUUAUCUUUGCAAAUCUUUUUAAUUCACUAUAUCUCUUGGUAAGGUUAUGAUGAAACAUUCUAGUCGCCAAUUUGGCGACUAACUUUCGGGAUUUGGUCGCCAAAGUGAAAAAUUUAGUCGCAUUGGCGCCUGUAUUAGGCGCAAUUUCACACCCUGUAUUAAUCAAGAAAAUAUAUAGUUGGUGAUUGUUUCCUCUAUUCUCAAGACCUUCAUGUGUGAUACAGGGGUUAUACUGUUGGGAGAAAUUAGAUACUAGUCACUCUCAGGGGUGUAAGGGUUAAGUGGUCACCCUGCCUUUGGCUGUGCAUGACCACCUAAUACAGGUUUGACUGUAAUUCACAGUAUGUGUUAAAAUAAGUUGGUAAUAUAAACAUCAAGUCAAAGUAUACUUUAGUUUUAUCAUGCUUGUUAUAAUUACUUAUGUUUUCUGAAGGAUGGACACCAGAGCAAAACAAUUUAUUUUGCUAACAUUUACAUCUGCAUUAUCAACAGUUUCCAGGGUUGAAAUAAAGUUACCUCACUGUAAUGUAAUUGGAAAUGGUUCCAGUCUGACUCAUAUGAUCUUAACACAUUAUGUGUUUUCCUUCCUUAGAACAAAACCAAGAAAUAAAGAAAGAAAAUCAAGAACUCAAAGGUUAGAUUUUUCCUACAAAUGUGGUUAUUCAUACUGCAGUGUGUAUUUUCUCAUUCAAUUAUGCUCAGGUCAAGUAAAAGAGUUGAGAGUAAUGUGUGAUCAAAAUUGGUCAAUGUGUAAUAGCAACAAAAUCAUUUCAAUGACCUAUUACUCUGAUGAAGUAACAUUGUCAGUGUCUUGAAACCAGGUGACCACAUCCUUUUAUAAAGGCCAGGAAAUUUGAAAUAUAGCACCUUAAGUUAACCCUUUCACUCUCAGCAUCUCACUAAUGAUUCUCCUUAGUGAGUACUAUACAGUUCUUAUAAUGUGAAUAAUGAGAAUUUGGUAUUGAAUCUGGUAAUAAUCCCCUAAACAAUAUUUGUCUUUAUUCUUAUCACUUUGCUUCUUGAUACUGAAAUUGAAAUUGUGAGGAUAAAUUCUGUUUUGGUCACUCAUGGGAGGAAAAGGGUUAAAAGUCACUACAGAGUACAAAAAAGAUCAUCAAUAUAUGACCAUUGUAUCUGAUAUUGGUCAACAGAUUCAACUUUACUUCUUGUUCUAUGUUCCAAGUGCAAUUCCUUGAAAUAAAAACAGUUUUAAUUAAAUAGUAGUUUUUGUUAUGUUUGCUUGAUUAGAAGAGGUUGGCCACUUGCUUUACCAAGAUGCCACAGCACUCCUAAACCAAACAAAACCAAACUACAAGAAGUAUGUAUGAACUAAACAUUUAUGUGUUGUUGAUUUUAGGAAUGUCUCUAUGAACUUAUACUCACCAUUUAUUGUUACAGAGCAUAUAGCUUACUGGAAGAAGCUGCCUUUCUUCACAACUUUACCAAGGCUCAAGAACUGGUUGCUCUAUCCUAUCUGGUUUGUAUAUACAUUCUUUUAAUAAAAAAAAAUUGGGAAAUGGACUUUUGACAUCAGUAAUCAGGCAUCCUGUUAUCAGUAUAUUUGAAACAGAAUUUUGGGAAUAGAAAACUUGGUAUAACCACUUCUUUAUAUCACAUGUUAUUCUACACAAGUCAGAAACACAUUAUUCCUAUACAUGAUUUGUUUGUGACAGUUUGGUGAUCAUCUUCCUCGCAACAUUUCCAAAGCAGUGCUGAUGUUGACAGACCUCGCCAACAAAGGCUCAGCUGUUGGCCAACAGGUAAUGACAAUAAAUUCCUGUAUUCAUUCAGUCCAUUCCUUCAUUGCUAGGGAACAGUGUGCAUGUUGUAGUUCAAUUUUUCCUUAAUUGAUUUUUUUAAGCAGAAAAGGAUAAUGAAAAUCAAAUUGGUUCAGAAUGAUUUAAAUCAAGAAAAAAUUAUAUGCUAACCACAACAUAUACAUGUGGUGUGGUAUGAAAUUUUAAAAUUGAUUUGAUUUGUUGCAGACUCUAGGAUUCUUGUAUGCUACUGGUAUUGGUGUCAACUCUAGCCAGGCCAAAGCUCUUGUUUACUAUAUGUUUAGUGCAUUAGGAGGAGACUUCAAAGCUCAAAUGGCUCUGGUAAGAUCUUUUGCCAACAUUCUUCAUAGACUCCUCUAUUUAAAGUUUAUUAUUAUUAUUAUUAUUAUUAUUAUUAUUUUGGUAUUUCCUUGUGUUUUACCCUCUUAAUAGGAUAAUAGCACAAAGAAGACACAAUAACAAGGGGAUUGGAAACAACAAGUUUUGUUCACUUGCUUCCCACCUCAGGGGCCAUUGUUUGAUCUUUAAAUCGUUUGGAUAGUUCUUGUUCUUACUCCAAGCAUAUUUUUCCAGGUCUUCUCAGUUUCCUCCUAAUUAAAACAAAUACUCCAAAUUUCAGGUUGACAAGGAAGCAGCUCAUAAGAAAAUAUGUUAGGUCACUUAUGACCAGAAAUUUAAGAGUUUUUCUUUUUGCUAUAUUAUUUUGUUGUAGGGUUAUCGUUAUUGGGCAGGGAUAGGAGUAGCUGCUAAUUGUGAGUCUGCACUGACUUAUUACCGCAGAGUGUCCAACAAAGGUAUGUUAUGUAGACAAACUAUAUACUUAGGUCCUAUUUAACCCUUCACUCCCAGAUGGGAUUAUGUUGUACAUUAAGUUUUCUUAGCAAUUUCAAUACAGUGUUGGUGGACAUGCUUGUAGCUAUCAUUCAGAGGGUAAUUUCUAUAAAUAUAACUCAGGAAAAUUGAUGCCAUCUAGAUGGUGAAUAUCCCAUCAGAUCGCUGUAGUUUAAGUUCUGUUGUAACCACAAGGCAGCUACCGUGUGUUCAUGUAGGAAGUUUUUUUUAUAGUUGCAGAGGAUGUCUCCUUAACUGGUGGAGCUGCCACUCAAAGAAUACGGCUUAUAGAUGAAGAAGAACAGGUGAAUUGCAUGCAGAUAUGUUUUACUGCCCACUUAGAAACAGUUCUUGUUUAUGGUUGAUUUGGUUUUGUAUUUGUGUGGGGAAGAGUUGUUGGCAAUGAACAAAGUGGCUCAAAUAAGUCAUUCUUAGAGAAGGACGUUUUUUCGCCUUGUCACAAGCGUGGGUCAGAGGAAAAAUUCUGAGUCCCCAUGAGGAAUCAAACCUCAGACCUUGGAUUCCGCACUUCAAUGCUCUACCACUGAGCCACAGAGACUCUGUGGUUGGUGAGGUCUACUAUGAAGUUCAUAUGACACAUAUCCUGCAUCCUGCUAAGAUCAGAAAUGUCAAUAGUGAUUUUUAGUUGCUAUGUUUCACUCCCUCAUGGCUGUAGGAAAACUAUGACAAUGACAGACUGAGACAAAUCCCUAAAACACUAAAGUAACUCCUUCAACUUGCAUUUUUGUUCUAAGGGUGGAAGCAGCUCAGUGCUAGAUGAAGACCUCAUUCAGUAUUACCAGUUUCUUGCUGAUAAGGGGGAUGUACAGGCUCAGGUAUGUUUUAUGUGGACUCUCCUGCCAGGAAGCAGGUUUUUCAUAAAGAAUUGUAGUAGAAAGAGUGUGUACAGUGUAAUGUUAAAGGGGAAAAAUUCUUAAUCUUUCAAGCAAAAUAGCACAGGCUGUCCAAGGUUAGGGAUAUUUCUAAUCAGCAUUGACCCUUUAACUCCCAUAAGUGACCAAGACAGAUUUUUUCCUCACAAUACCAAUACAAUAUCAAGCAGACAAGUAACAAGAAUAGAGAAAAAUAUCAAUUAGGGGAUUAUCAGUUGAUCCAAUACCAAAUUCUCAAAACUAGCAUUACAAGAAUUGUAUGGCAGACAGUAAGGAGAAUUACUAGUGAGAUCUUGGGAGUUUAAGGGUUGAUGUAACAAUUCAUUGAAUGUAUUCAAAGGUUUGUUCUAUUUCUGCCCUUUGAGACAAAUCAAUGUCUCUAUUGGCUGAUAUUCACAACACACAACCAAAAGGGUGAUACAUGUAGUUGUGUUGGCAUGCUGAUAAGAAGGCUCUGAAUAUCUGCAAGUCUGGUAUUGCAAAUUUCAGUAGCUAUACUUGCACCUUGGUGAAAGCCAGUCAUUUGUUCAGAUAUAAUAAUUAUUUAAGGAACAACAGUGCAGCAAAGAUAUUUUUGACAUAUUUACAUUUUCUUUAUUUAAAAACAUUUCUGUAGGUUGGCCUUGGUCAGUUACAUUACCAAGGAGGGCGGGGAGUUGAAAUGGAUCAUGCAGUAAGACUCUUCUUUAUUAUUUUUCUCUGAAAUGUGGCAUUCCGUUUUGAGCUUAAAGUUACUUAUUAUGAAACGCUUUUGGUGAAUUAACAAAAAAAUAUUUUUUACCUUCAGAGAGCCUUCAGAUACCUCCAGCAAGCUGCUGAUGCAGGAAAUUCAAAUGCCAUGGCCUACUUGGGAAAGGUAUACAGUCAUGCAGUUAAUAUCAGAUAUUGUGAUCUCAACGUACACAAUGUUAUAACCUCAUCUUUGUUUUUAUGCACCUACGAUACACUCUCCAUGAGAAUUAAAGAGGCAAGUAGGCAAAUGUUUACUGGAAUAUGAUACACCAUCUAUUGUACUGUAAUAAGGUAAGUUGUGGAAGUUAAGCGAGAGUGUGAAUCAAUCUAAGUCCCUCAUGCCUUGUGAAAAUCAAACCAGUUGUAAGUUUUAAGUUGCAUGGUUUAUUGCUGAGGGAACCUGAUUUUUUCAUAUGUGACCAACACUGAGCACACUGCUAGUAUUAACAUUGGUCAAAGUAACCUGUGUAGAGAUGAUUACCAUAAUGGACAAUAAAACCCAUAACUGGUUAGCAUCUUAUCUAAGGAGAGCUCAAUGCUAAUGGAAGUUUCAUUUUCUACUUGCAGCAAAUGUAGAUGUAAAUCACCAAAUCACUUGUAUUUUUCAGAUGUACUCAGAAGGAAGUACUGCUGUCAAGCAAGACAAUGAGACAGCCUUCCAGUGGUUCAAAAAAGCUGCAGAUGCUGUAAGUGAAUAAUACCUGAAAGGUGAUGUGUUUGUGAGGCUUCCAGAUCUCUACAAAUGAGAACUUUCUUAUUCUUGUUUCCUUUUAUUAUGAUUGCAGGGUAAUGCUAUUGGCCAAAGUGGCUUGGGUUUGAUGUACAUGUUUGGGAAAGGGGUGAAGAAGGUGAGUGAACUAAGAUUGUCACUUUUUUGUUGAGUCUAUAGAGCAAGAAGUAGGAGUGUGUCUGAAUAAAAGUUUCUGUCAAUGCAUAUCAGCCAAUUUUGAGAUUAAUGAUCAGAAGCUUGCCUUUGCAUUAAAUUUAACAGGACUAUGAGAAAGCCUUCCAAUACUUCAAACUGGCUGCUGAGCAAGGUUGGGUUGAUGGACAUCUCCAAAUGGGAACACUGUAUUACCGUAAGUUCUUUCCUAAAGUUGGUUUCUUUCUUUGUGUUGCUGAAAUCUAACUGUGUUAUCCUUAAAAUAUUUGGUUGAGAAUACUGGUACUCAUCGCUGGCUUCCCUAAAAGCUUGCCACCCCAAUGUAAUGGGUCAAACCAUCUGUCUCUCACUCCAACCGGGUUGUUGUUCAUUGCAGAUGGACUUGGUGUGAGGCGCGACUAUAAGAUGGCCAUCAAGUUCUUUAAUUUAGCAUCACAGACUGGUAAGGGAUGCUAUUGACUAUCCCCAACAACUCAAGCACAUUAUUACAAUUACAGUUAUCUGGUGUGAUAAUCUAGCUGACAAUAGUCCUGAAUAGUACCAAUCACAACCAACAAAUGCUACUCGAGUCUUACAGCCAAUCACAUUGUAACAAAACUGACCAAUCAGUUUCACAAAACAGAGUUACUUCAUUCAACUAUGGAGUAACUCGUCACUGAAUCUGAUGAUGACUUACACCUAGAUUAUCAAAGAUUUAUUAAUAGAAAUGGAAGUAAUUCUUUUUUGGACUACCUCUAUGCCCUCUCAAGGACUAUCACACUACACAAGUGAAUGUCACUCCUUGGUCUAAAAUAUGUACUGAAUUUAAAAAAAAAAAAAAAAGAUAAGGUCUGUGAAAAGAUUGAUUUAAGGCACCUGUUAAUGAUUAAUAAAGCCAAUUGCCCCGUUAUAACAGUUGAUAAAAACCAAUCCUAUUGUUGACUAGAAUGAUAUUUUACUGACCACAUUUUGAGGAGUAUGUUCAUGGAGCAACUUAUCUCACAGCUGACACUGUUAACCUUUUAACUCCCAAGAUCUGACUGUUAAUUCUCCCCUCUUGCUGCUACACAUUUCCUUGUAAAUUAGUUAUAAGAGUUUGGUCUAAGAUCAAGACAACAACUUCUACCUGAUAAGUUUGAAUAUUCUCAUUAGCUGUUUGUUGGACAAUGUAAGGGUAUUAGAGGGAGAAGUUUUAUGUUGAUCACUUCUGAGAGUUAAAAGGUUAAUUAGUUCAGUGAGCAUGAAGAAUCAGUUUUUGAGGCUUGAUAAGUCAUAGAAUUUAUGUCACUAAAUGUACUAUUUUAGGUCAUGUCCUGGCAUUUUACAAUCUUGCUGUCAUGCACGCAUCUGGAACAGGAGUCUUGAGAUCUUGUAACACUGCAACAGAGGUAGGUUUUCAGUUAAAGUGUGGAAAGAUUAAGGAGUUUAUAGAAAAAAAUGGAAUAUGAUUGUUUAAAAUGAACCCAUGUCUUAACUACAUUUCUUUUGUGAACAGAAAAUGCUUUCCUAGUCCUGUUUUGUUGUAUGAAAUUGUUGUGAAGCAAAAUCUGUGGAUUGCCAGAGAAAAUAUUGUAUAUAACUGCUGGUUACCAGUCAUUUUUCCAGUUUAGGCAAAUGUUUUGGAAAUUAUAUUUACACCCAAGGAGACGAUAACUAAGCUAUGCUAAGUAUGCUGGUAAAAAUGAAAGGCUCUUCAAGUAAAUCAAAGCAUUUGUAUACCAGAUACAUCAUAUCUGCCCCUUUCCUCCCUAGGACCAAGUUAUGUUUGUUGUAGACUGCCAUAUACACAGAGUUUUGGUGAAGGACAUAAUUAAUUACAUUGUUCUGAGUGUGGGUUAUCUUUUCCCGAACAGCUUUUCAAGAAUGUUGCAGAGCGCGGAAGGAUAGCACAGAUGUUAAUGGAAGCACACGAGGCAUACCGAGCUGGUAAUAUAGAUACUGCCCUGCUGAAGUAUGCAUUGCUAGCAGAACUGGGAUAUGAAGUUGCGCAAAGCAAUGUAGCCUACAUUCUUGACCAUGGUAAGCUUUUUGUUUUGUAAUCCACCAUGUUGUGUAGAGUAUGGAAGUCAGUAAUGUGGAUAUCAUUAUGAAAAUACAUACAUUUAAGCUCUGAAACAGCAGUCUACUAUAACAGACUGGCUUCUCUAUAAUAACAAAGUUCAUAGGCAGUGUUAAAUCUUGGCUACAUACACUGUACAUGACUGAGGGUCCUGCUUCCAUUUGCAGUUUCUGUGUAGUGCUUAAUGGUAGGAGUAAGGAAUCAAAUUUAAUGCCCUAUUUUCUUUAAUACUUGGCUCUAAGAAAAAGUCUGGAAGAGGAUAGAAUUAAGGGAAUUGAUAUUCAAAGGAAGGAUAGUCUAAAUAGAGUUAGUCCUUAUGAGAUCCCUCUACCAUUUUGAACACAUGGUUCUGUGUAAAGUUUGGUAUUCCCUAUCAUGGCAGUAUCAUCAUAAACACUUGGAUUUUGUGAAAAUCUGUAAAUAUGGUGUGUCUAAACACUGGAGAAUUGACUCGGGAAACCUUAUGUGGUGAAAAGAUAGUAAUUGCCUGUAUUUGUGACAGGUUUGACUUCAGUGAUACUUGAGAAUGAAACAUUUCCCCGAGCCCUGCUGUACUGGACAAGAGCAGCCUCUCAAGGUAAAUUAGAUUAACUUGGAAGGAAACAUUAUAAUUUUAAUUGUAAAGCGUCAAAAUGCUUGAUCAAAAGCUCAUUUUGCAGCAGUAUUCAUAGUACAUGGAAGCAAUUGAGAUUGAGAUAUAAUAUCCCUUUGUGUGAUGGAAAUUAUAUUUUUGUCAAAUUAUUUCUCAAGUUGAUAUUUUGACAACUGAUUGCCAAAAUGACUGCAAAACAGGCCUUGUAUUUGUACAUUUGUUGUUUAUACUUAUGUGUGCAAAGUGCACACUUUGGAACAACCUUUGAGGCUGUUAAUUUGACAAAACGUACAACAUAGUGUUUUGAAGUAUUGUUCAACAGUACAUUUGAAAACUUCAUUUUAUAGUGACCGCUGAAUAAAAAAAAUGAGUGUACUUCUUUUUAUUAGGAAGUGAUUGAGUGGAAGUAAAACCUUGAAGUGAAGCCUUAGAAGUGAUUGACAUGUAAAUUUUCCUCACAAUAUCAAAACAUUAGCGAGGAGUUACUGAGAGUAAAUAAACCUGUCUACUGAUGGGUGAUUUCUUGAUGAAACAACAAAUUCUCGUAAAUGAUUAAGGGAAAAUGAAUAGAAGUUUAAAAAGAGUACUACAAAUUAGAUCUUAGCACUGUAAUUACAGGUAGUUGACUGUUUUUUUUUCUUCAUUGUCAUUGAAAGGAAACACUGCAGCAAGAGUGAAAGUUGGUGAUUACCAUUACUAUGGAUAUGGAACAGAUAUUGACUAUGAAACAGCGGCAUUCCAUUACAGACUGGCUUCUGAACAGCAACAUAACGCACAGGCAAUGUUUAAUCUGGGCUACAUGCAUGAGAGAGGACUGGGUAUGAGACAGGUAAAGCAACGUUAUUUCUGAUGUAACACUUUAAAGUGACAUGAAAUUUGAAUGUUGGUCGUGGAAGGUUGUAGAGAAUGAUUCUUCUCAGAGCAGAAGAGCAAGAAAUAUCCUGAUUUAAUGACGGUUACAUUAUUUUGAAACCCAUCUCUUAAGCAUACAGCUGAAGUUCAUGAGAAGCAUCCAAAAUUCCUGUAACUGUACAAGUUCGGGUUUGAACCCAGAAUCUUCAAAACUUGAGACAAACAAGCUUCCAGUUUGUUAAAAGUUAUGCUCUCCCUGAAGUUAAUUUAAACCCACCAUACAAUGAAAUUCAGACCACUUUAUGUUACUCACUACUGGAAAUUUAAAGGUUGAAAAGGUAUGUAACUUAAGGGUCUAAAUUAUUUGUUAAAUCUCAAUAACUUGUGGAAUUUUUUUUCUGUCAGGACAUUCAUCUUGCCAAAAGGUUUUAUGACAUGGCAGCUCAGACCAGCCCUGAUGCCCAGGCCCCUGUCUCACUUGCUCUGUUGAAGCUAGGCGUGUUUUUUACUUGGGAAUGGAUUCAAGAGGUAUCAGAGGAAAUUGCCUCUAAAAGCUUUAAAUUCACCUCCCACAUCUGUUUUCAGAAUUUCGCCUUUUCACGUAGAGAAAUUUUUUUACAAAGUUACCGGCUUUGAUAGCUUUGAUAGCUUUCACGAAGCUUCUCCCAGAUACUUUGAAAAAUAGAUUAAACAGAAUUGAGAGAUGUAAAAUGUACAUACAUCGUUCAAAAGAUCACAGAAUAGCCCUAGAACGGGUAGAAAAUGGACGGAAUGUCGAGAGGAAAAUGGGAUAAUUAAAGUGGACUCAAAUUUCCGCUUUUGUUUCCCAUGACAACCGUCAAGCGUUGUUCCCCUGUGAUUGACUGGGCCAGACUAAUCUUUGAGAUAUUCAAAUGAACGUCUCUCUUAAUAGUUUUCCCUUUUUAUUGUUUGUUUUUCAGAAUUACGGAUCAUUGAACUUGUCAAAGUUUACCAACUUUGUUGGCGAUGACUGGGAUAUUUAUGCAAUGACAGGACUUGCCCUCCUGUUUGGAAUUCUCCUUCUACUUCGAAGGAGACAAUAAACAUCUUUUGUAGAAUUUGUACAGUAACCUUAGCUUGUAUGACUUUGCAAAAAAUUUUUGAUUAUAAGCAUAAUAAAAUAUUCCGGUUUCUUGUGGUUGGGUGAGUUUUACAUUUGGGGUUUCUAUUUGCCGUAAAGGGCUAAGCUAAGGAUGGAAAAGAUUUACAUCAACGGAAAACUGAGAACUCAGACACUCAAGGCAGGAUUUACAAGCUGGAUCAUUUCUCGUUUAAUUCCUUUUUAACCAAGAGAUCUUUUGAAUUUUAUGCCAUCGCAAUUUAUUUGUUUUAGAUAUCCUUUAAUUUUUAACAGUUUCCGGGAACUAGUUCCUAAUUUUCUUUUUCAGAAACACUGCAUGACCAUUUGAGAUUUUUAGCUGAGAAUUUCCCCAUCAGAACAACUUCACUGCAGUUUUUUCUUGCACAAAAUUGUUUAUUUUCCUUUGUUUCAAACUCAUUAUCGCACGUUAUGCAAACUCGAACUACGAGGUAACUUAAUUAUGAUGCACAAGAAACAUUUGACCAAAAUAUUUUUGAUAGGUUUACUUUUGAGCGCCGUUUUGUCGCCUGUUAGUCAUUAAAUCAGUCACAAUCGCUUCAAAGUCAUGUAUGAAGCUACAUCAACUAGUUGUGUCAAUGUUCACUUUUUUGCUACGUAAUCACAGAUGUUCAAUUAUAGAAAGUAAAAUUUCCAGGUACCAAAAGCCUAUCUUAAUGCCUAGGAUUUUCACUACAU
Messenger RNA from Pocillopora meandrina, 14238 nucleotides. The record is from the annotation of a GenBank genome assembly. Lineage: Eukaryota; Metazoa; Cnidaria; Anthozoa; Scleractinia; Pocilloporidae.